GAUCCGAAGGCUCCGAGUCCGAAGGGGCCUCUGGUUGCGAGAGUUAUCAGGGUUAUCUCGGUAGCCGCGCUAGCUGUCGGUGGGUACGGCUUAUCGGCUGAAUGUCUUUGCUCACAGCGACUUGUUCUCAACGGCGGUAAUGGACCCGAUCCGUGUAGCAACGGUGGGCGUUCAAGCCGACACACUUGAUAGCCCCAUUUUAGAUGAGGAGAUCUCUGUGGGACCUGUAUCGCCAUGCCAUGGUUCACUUGUAAUGGAUGGAUGUGAAACAGCAUACCUCACCGAUAACAGCAUCGAAGAGGAGGUGGUUGUGGUGGCUGAUAAUGCCAGUGACUCACUAUCAGCAAUUGAGAGCCUAGACUCACCGGGCAGCAGCAGCCAUGAGAUGGCCCCGUCCUAUUUCUUGGCUUCGUGUGGUGAUGAAGAAAAGCUCACUUUUUCCCACCAGCCCACACUCUUUCUGGCAGCUCAGGGUGAAAACAGCAUCCUGCCAUUGGAGCCAGGUGUCCCUCUCAUCAACUUUAAUGAGACUUUGUCCCAGCCUACCACCACGUCCUCUUCGUCUGAUGUCAACCAGAAUUGGUUCACUACUAAGGAGGACAAGACUAAUUUGCAUAUCAAAGGCCACUCUUGGAAACAGGGCAUGUUCUCCAAGGAAGAGACAGAAAUUCUGCAAAGUAAUAUACAGAAGUACUGUGAGGAGCGUGGGAUCAGCAACCCAGCCACGGUGAUCUUCUCGAUGACCAAGGAGGAGCGCAAGGACUUCUACCGCACUGUGGCCAAAGGCUUGAAUCGACCCCUGUUCUCUGUGUACCGUCGUGUCAUCCGCAUGUACGACAACAAGAACCACAUUGGCAAAUACAGCUCUGAAGAACUGGACCAGCUCAAGGUGCUACGAGCAGCCCAUGGAAAUGACUGGAGAGUUAUUGGAAAUGCACUGGGUCGGAGUGCAGCAUCUAUAAAAGAUAGGUGCCGGCUCAUGAAAGAGAACUGCCGUCAAGGGGUGUGGGUGCCUGCCGAAGAACGGCGACUGGCGGAGGCUGUGUACGACCUCAGUGGGGCACUGCCUGGGGAGAUGGUGAGCGGUGGCCUGUCAUGGACGGCUGUGGCAGAGCGUGUGGGCAGCCGUUCAGAAAAGCAGUGUCGCACCAAGUGGCUCAACUACCUCAACUGGAAGGAGGCUGGGGGCACUCAUUGGACCCGCCAGGACGACCUCACCCUCAUCAGCACGGUGCAUGCACUGCAAGUUUCUGAGGAGAGCAUGAUCGACUGGGUGGAGUUUGCAAAGGACUGGACCAGUGUUCGGUCGCCACAGUGGCUACGUGGAAAAUGGUGGAGCUUGAAGAGGACCGUUCCAAAUGCUGGCAAACUAGCAUUUCGAGAGAUCUGCAGUUACUUGUAUGAAAACUAUGGCCCAAGGAUGGAGCUGAAGGAUGAAGGGGCAACCAGUUCACGAGUGGCACUUGAUGGGGUCACACAGCAGCAGUCAAAGAUUGUUGUCCCUGGUGCACCUCUCAGGAUCCUUAAAGCUGCUCCUCCACCACACACUCCUGGGAUUACUGCUCUUCCCAUUGCUGUUGCUCCUGGUCUUGCUGGAGGAACCUUGCAGUCAGCUGCUCCUAUAACCCUGACAGCAACAGCAGAUGGCAUCUUAGAAGUCAUUCCACAAAAUUUCCAGCUUCCAUCAGCCCCUCCACAGGCCAUUCUGCUCACCACUCCAGGCCAAAGCAGCAUUCCCAUUUCCACUUUACCUCAGGGGCAGAUCAUCAUACAGACCCUGCCCACGGAGCCCCUUCAGGCUGCCGAAAGCCUCCUUGUGCAGAUGCACUUGCCACCGGCUGUUUCUCCUGCUGAGCUUGUUGUCAACAGUGAUACAAGCCUUCCGCCUACAGAGCCAUCAUCUCCUCAACCUGACACUGGCUCCCUGGACACGUCAGACAUAGAUAGUUCAAGCUCAUAUGCUAUGUGUUGCAUUGAUGGUGAGGAAUUCCAAGUGCAGGAGAUCCACGGCACUUCUCUUGAUGAGGUGGAUGAUCCAUCUCUUGUGGCUAGUCAAAUGAGUGAACAUAGGGCAGAAAGUGUUAUAUUAUCAGAUCCCAUGCUAGCUGGAAGCCCUGGGUUAUUGGGAUCUUCGUCAGACAUUGACAGUGAUAAAUCCCACGUUGUGGAUGGUCUUGAUGGUGUGCCUGAAGAUACUUGAGGCAUUUCCUUGCUCUAUUACUCACAGCCACGGUGUUAAAAAAGCCUUUCUCACACCGUGCUCACAACCUUAUUUAUGAAUAGCACUGGUAAAUAAAAUGAUGCUUUUAAAGAAAGUGA
Molecule: messenger RNA, 2319 nt
Organism: Dermacentor silvarum
Lineage: Eukaryota; Metazoa; Arthropoda; Arachnida; Ixodida; Ixodidae
Product: cyclin-D-binding Myb-like transcription factor 1
Exons: 16
Coding region: 140-2200 (686 amino acids)
Biological process (GO): regulation of transcription by RNA polymerase II
Cellular component (GO): nucleus
Molecular function (GO): RNA polymerase II cis-regulatory region sequence-specific DNA binding; DNA-binding transcription factor activity, RNA polymerase II-specific
Source: RefSeq, a predicted model, not a curated record